This is a messenger RNA of Ogataea parapolymorpha DL-1, 2106 nucleotides long. RefSeq lists its product as hypothetical. The coding region runs from base 1 to 2106 and encodes 701 amino acids. Gene Ontology annotation, molecular function: chloride channel activity. Gene Ontology annotation, biological process: chloride transmembrane transport. The record is from RefSeq and is a predicted model, not a curated record. Lineage: Eukaryota; Fungi; Ascomycota; Pichiomycetes; Pichiales; Pichiaceae. The transcript has a single exon. Gene Ontology annotation, cellular component: cortical endoplasmic reticulum.
AUGACCCAAGAGAUACAUUCGAAUGCUACAGCUACAGGAAAACCCUCCGAAGCCAAACAUGGAUCAUCGGGAUCAUCCUCGGAUCAGCAAGGAGAGCCAAUUGGUAGCUUGCAGCAUUUAAACCCGGACUUUGUGCUCAAGGUUCUAUACCUGGCUGAUCCGAACACUUUGGAGCCUCAAACUGAGUCCGAUACCAAUCUUCAGAGACUAGUCAAGGCAUUGGAUCUCAAUGGAUUCCAGAUAAGCAUCAGGCCCCACACAGAUUCCAACCAUCUGCUCGUUUUUAUAAAGCUAAAGGACGAUUUAUUUGAGAAGCUUGCAAAGAAAACUAAAGAGGUUGAAGGCUUCUAUGGAGUCGUGGCACCUUCUGACAUUUCCACGGCAGAUAGGCUCAGAAUAGUGUACACUAAGCUGACAGGAGAGAAGAUUGAAGGUAACGCAGAGAUCACUCCUGGAGAAGGCAAUUGGAAGUUUGUCGAGGCAUGUGUGCCUGUUGCCAACCACCAGGCUAUCCAAAAAGAAGCUCAAAAUUUGAAAAGCAACCUGCUGAAAUUUUUCAGUGAGCCAUUCUCCUCAAAGCAGUCCGAGUUUCUGUUUCAAAACUUUGGCUCCCCAACAGCUUUUUAUUUCCAGCUGAGCAAUCUGUACAUCUAUUGGCUCGCAUUGCUGUCUGUAAUUGGAGUGAUUUGCAAUCGUGUGUACGGCAGGUACUCGAAGGUGUUUACUGUUCUCAACCUGCUAAGUGGUCUUGGGUUUUACCUGAGCUGGUACUUCAAGGAAAAACAACUUUCUAUGAAGUGGAAUCUCACCAAUGUGUCAAAGCUGGAGUUCAAAAAAUCAGGCUCCAAAAUCAGGCCUCACCAGGUACUUCUGCGCAAGCUCUUAUUCACUCCAAUAGCCGUCGGCGCUGGCUUGACUUUGAUGUUUUAUCAACUGGGUUGUUUUGUCAUAGAAAUUUUGCUGACAGAGAUUUACCAAGGUCCUCUCAAAAGCUACCUCUCGCUAGUCCCUACCAUCUUGAUUUGCUCCAUUGUUCCUAUAUGUACUGCCGUCUACACAGUGGUGGUCAAUGGCUACCUUUCGUUCGAAGGGAAUGCUGACAGGAGCACGAAAAGGAAAUCGUUUUUGAUCAAAAUGUUUGUGUUCAACUUUUUAGCAAGCUACAUGGCUCUAUUUAUCACGUCAUUUAUCUACCUACCCUUUGGAUACAAGCUAAACGAAUACCUCCCUCACAUUGGUUCCUACGCCGAGAAGGUGUCCAGCUCCAAAUCGUUCAUUCCAAAGAUCCCUCUGCUACAAUCUGACUACGAAAUCAACAAGCUGAGACUCAACACACAAUACAUGUAUUUCAUUCUUACCAACCAAAUCGUGGGAUUGCUGCUUGAGUUCGUGCUUCCUCAAGUGCUAGCCAGGAUUUUCGCACUCCCCUCUGUGAAGUCCCUCAUGGGUCCUGCCAAGUUGCUGCCCGUGAAACUCACUGAUCCUCCUCAGGAGAAGGAGUAUCUCGACAAGAUUCGGAAGAUGGUCGAGUUGCCCGAGUUCUCCGCAGACGACGAGUUUAGACAGCUUGUCAUCCAAUUUGGAUUCCUAAUGCUGUUUGGACCAGCCUCGUCGCUUGGCCCAGUCAUAUCCUUGGUUAUAGAGCUGUUUCAGGACAAGGCCGAUUACUUCAAGCUUCUCAACCUCACCAGGGCUCCUGUUCCCGAACGAGUCGAAAAUGCUUUCCCAUGGACGGUCUUUAUCAAAGUUCUGCUAAUUAUCGGCACUCUCACCUCUACAUCCAUCUCUUUGAUGUAUAAUGGAGGAGACAUUGUUGCAUCGACAUCUCGUACCUCGGUGAAAAACAGCUGGUACUUGAUUCUUCCCUUUAUUGUUAUCGGAGGUAUUCUUGUGCACUCAAUUUCGUUCUUUGGCGAGAUGAUCAUCAACGAAUAUUACGUCGAAGCGUCUCCAGAAAAUGCUAAGAAAGAAAAAGCCCUGGCCAGACUGCUGGAAAGAGAGGAAGAAGAGAAACCUUCGACUUAUGUUAACAACGUGGACGAAUUGCUCAAGUUUGCCUCGGUUUUACCAAAAAGAGUUAUCGUGGAGGAUAAAAAGACUAAAUAG